Pollicipes pollicipes is the source of this 3739-nucleotide messenger RNA. RefSeq names its product elongation factor-like GTPase 1. The record is from RefSeq and is a predicted model, not a curated record. Gene Ontology annotation, molecular function: GTPase activity; ribosome binding; GTP binding. Gene Ontology annotation, biological process: cytosolic ribosome assembly. Gene Ontology annotation, cellular component: cytosol; ribonucleoprotein complex. Lineage: Eukaryota; Metazoa; Arthropoda; Thecostraca; Pollicipedomorpha; Pollicipedidae.
GUGUGGUGGUUAGCUGUUCCUGUGAGUGGCUUGGGGGCGGACCGGUCCACGAUGCCGCGCACGGUAACGCCGGCACAGCUGUCGGCACUGCAGCGUCACCCAGAGCAUGUGCGCAACAUAUGUAUCCUGGCGCAUGUUGACCAUGGCAAGACGACGCUGGCCGACGCGCUGGUGGCGAGCAACGGCGUGAUCUCGGCUCGGCUGGCCGGCCGUCUGCGCUACCUGGACAGCCGGCCGGACGAGCAGCGGCGCGGUAUCACCAUGAAGAGCUCGGCCAUCGCACUGCACCACGCGGACGCGGCCGGCGCGCACCACCUCAUCAACCUGAUCGACUCGCCUGGCCACGUGGACUUCUCGUCGGAGGUGAGCACGGCCGUGCGGCUGUGCGACGGCGCCAUCGUGCUCGUGGACGCCGUGGAGGGCGUCUGCGCGCAGACCAAGGCUGUGCUGCGCCAGGCCUGGACCGAGGGCAUCCGACCGGUGCUGGUGCUCAACAAGAUCGACCGGCUGGUGCUGGAGCUGGGCCUGACGCCCCUCAGCGCCCACCUUCACCUCUCGCAGGUGCUGGAGCAGGUGAAUGUCGUGAUGGCGGAGCUCUUCACCACCGAGUUCCUGGAGCGGCCGUCGGCGCCGCCGCCAGACGCCGCGGCCGGACCGGACACCUCCGAGCCAGCUGACCCCACCACGCGUGACAUGGCCGACUGGGCCACCGGCCUGGAGGACGCCGACGACUCGGCGGUCUAUUUCUCGCCGGACGCCGGCAACGUGCUGUUCGCCAGCGCGUACGACGGCUGGGGCUUUGGCAUCAAGCACUUCAGCAAGAUAUACAGCGAGAAGCUGGGCAUCCGGGAGGAGGUGCUGCUGAAGACGCUGUGGGGCGACUACUACCUCAACGCCAAGACGAAGCGCAUCAUGAAGGGCGCGCAGGAGAAAGCCAAGGUGCCACUGUUUGUGCAGUUCAUCCUGCAGAACGUGUGGGCCGUGUACGAGGCCAUCGCCGUGCGCCGAGAUCGUGAGGCGACCGAGAAGAUCGUGUCGAGCCUGCGGCUGACGGUUUCGGCGCGGGAUCUGCGCUCCACGGACAGCCGCGUCCAGCUGCAGGCCGUGUUCUCGCAGUGGCUGCCGCUGGCGCCGGCCGUGCUGGACAUGGUGGUGACGCACCUGCCGGCCGCCGCCAGCCUGUCCGAGGAGCGCGCGCAGCGCCUGCUGGCCGCCACGGCGUCGUCCUUCGACCGGCUGCCGGCCGAGACGCGCGCGCUGCUGCCGCACUUCACACGCUGCAGCGGCGCCGACGACGCGCCCUGCAUCGUGUUCGUCUCCAAGAUGGUGGCUGUCGACCGGGCCGAGUUGCCCGAGAAUCGGACGCGGCCGCUGACGGCGGAGGAGAUGGCGCGCCGGCGCGAGGAGGCUCGUCGGCGGCACGCGGCGCGCGCCGCCGCGCCCGACAACGAGCCUGGCGCCGGCUCGGAGGCUGCCGGUGUACCGCUUUCGGAGCAACAGAUGGCCGCGCUGCGGCUGGCCGAGCCGGCGACGCCCUCCGAACCGGCCGCCGCCGACCCGCGCGACGUGUUCGUGGCGUUCGCGCGCGUGUUCUCCGGCACGGUGCGGCCCGGCCAACGGCUGUUCGUUCUCGGCCCGAAGCACGACCCGGCGGUGGCGCUGCGCCGGCUGGCGGCCGCCGGCGCCGUGUCGGCCGCCGCCUCGCUGGCCGAGCUGCCGGCCGGCCAGCACGUGACCGAGUGCAGCGUCGAGUCGCUCUACCUGCUGAUGGGCCGCGCGCUCGAGCCGCUGGAGGCGGCGCCGGCCGGCUGCGUGGUAGGCGUCGGCGGCCUGGCCGACCACGUGCUCAAGUCGGCCACGCUGGCGUCGACCGUAGCGUGCCCGGCGUUCAGCGAGCUCAGCUCGGCUGUGGUGCCGAUUGUCCGCGUGGCCGUGGAGCCGGCGCGACCGGCCGACCUGCCCCGUCUCGUGGCCGGCCUGCGUCUGCUCAACCAGGCGGACGCGUGCGUGCGCGUCACCGUGCAGGAGAGCGGCGAGCACGUGCUGGUGACGGCCGGCGAGGUGCACCUGCAGCGCUGCCUGGACGACCUGCGCGAGCGCUUCGCUGGCUGCGAGGUGGUGGCGUCGCCACCGAUCGUGCCGUUCCGCGAGACGAUCGUCGAGCCGCCGCAGCUGGACAUGGUGAACGAGGCGAUCGAGGAGGCGCGCGCCGAGCAGCCGGAGGCGGCGCAGGGUUUGGUGGAGGUCACCACGCCCAGCCGGCAGGCAACGAUCGCCGUGCGCGCCGUGCCGCUGCCGCCGGACGUCGUCGAGCUGCUGGACGCCAGCGCCGACCUGCUAGCGGGCCUGCACAGCCGUCGGCACGGCGACAGCGGCGGCGGUGACCGCCAUGCCGACGAGGAGGACGAGGUGGCGUCCGGCCGGCGGCGACGGCUCCUCUCCGAGGCGGCGUCCGAGCCGCAGGCCGGCGAGGAGCUGGAGAAGAGCGAGACGGAGCUGAGCGAGAAGAACCGGCUGGAGCUGCACCAGCUGCUGUCGGCCGGUGGCGAGGCGCCGCCCGAGCCGGCGGCCGGCACAGUCAGCUGGAGUCGCGCCCGCCGCUGCCGCGACGAGCUGCGGCGCCGCCUGGCGGCUGCCGGCCGGCACCAGCUGGCUGAGCUGGCCGACAGCGUCUGGAGCUGCGGGCCGCGCCGUUGCGGACCAAACCUGCUGUUUAACGCCGUGCCCGGGUACGCGCGGCUGUCGCUGUGGGCACCGCCACCGGACUCGGCCGCCGAGCCGCCGUCACCGCUCGCCGCAUUCGACGACUGCGUGGUGCACGGCUUCCAGCUGGCCACGGCGGCCGGCCCGCUGUGCGAGGAGCCGAUGCGCGGCGUGGCGUUCGUGGUGGAGGCGCUGGCGGUGCGGCCAGCUGAGGCGGCCGAGUCGGCACCGGCCGGCGCCGCCGCCGCCGUCUGCGGGCCCCUCAGCGGACAGAUCGUGUCGGCGGCUCUAGCCGCCUGCAGACGCGCGUUCCAGGCGCAGCCGCAGCGCCUGAUGGUGGCCAUGUACCAGUGCCAGGUGCACGUGACCGGCGCCGCGCUGGGCCGCAUGUACUCGGUGAUCGGACGCCGCGGCGGCCGCGUCCUCCACGGGGACAUGAACGAAGGCUCGCACAGCUUCAGCGUGACCGCCUACGUGCCCGUGGUGGAGAGCUUCAGUCUGGCACAGGAGCUGCGCAAGGAGACGUCGGGGCUGGCGGCGCCACAGCUCGUCUUCAGCCACUGGGAGACGCUCGAGACGGACCCGUUCUGGGUGCCCACCACCGAGGAGGAGUACCUGCUCUUCGGACAGAAGGCCGACACGGAGAACGCAGCGCGACGCCACAUGAACGCCGUCCGUCGCCGCAAGGGGCUCGCUGUGGACGAGAAGAUCGUCGAGUUUGCCGAGAAGCAACGCACGCUCGCCAGGAAAAAGUAACCCGUGAUUGGAUAGGUCAAUGCAGUUUAGGAUGACCGAGUGGGGUGGCUCGGUGCUGGGUUUUAGAACUGUGUCGCUCGUGAUUGUCCGAGCUGGUGUUCGGGUCGGUGUUCUGCGAUAUGUGUACGGUUUUGAUUUUGGGUUUCGCUGGGCGCAGUGGAGUCAAUUAUUUGAUUGUUCGUCGACCAUCCGUCGUCUUAAUGAGGAGCGAUUUCAUCGCUUCGACUGCAACGCCCUGCCUUGUUCGCCUUGCAGCGGACAAAUAUAAAUUAUUAUAUUA